UGAGAGUUGCACAGAGUGACGACUGCCUCGAAACCCUGGGUGCAGCGGUGAGCAGUGCCGGAGCAUGAGUUCCAAGCCAAAAUCCAUAGGGAUCAUCGGAGCUCCUUUCUCAAAGGGCCAGCCACGAGGAGGGGUGGAAGAAGGCCCUACGGUAUUGAGGAAGGCUGGUCUGCUUGAGAAACUUAAAGAACUAGAGUGUGAUGUGAAAGAUUAUGGGGCCCUGACCUUUGCUGAUGUCCCUAAUGACAGUCCCUUUCAAAUCGUGAAGAAUCCAAGGUCUGUGGGAAAAGCAAGUGAACAGCUGGCUGAUGUGGUGGCAGAAAUCAAGAGGAACGGAAGGACCAGUCUUGUACUGGGCGGAGACCACAGUUUGGCAGUUGGCAGCAUCUCUGGCCAUGCCAGGGUCCACCCAGAUCUCUGUGUCAUUUGGGUGGAUGCUCACACCGACAUCAACACUCCACUGACAACCACAACUGGGAACUUACAUGGACAACCUGUAUCUUUCCUUCUGAAGGAACUAAAGGGAAAGAUUCCCGAUGUCCCAGGAUUCUCCUGGGUGACUCCCUGCCUAUCUGCCAAAGAUAUUGUGUAUAUUGGCCUGAGAGACGUGGACCCUGGGGAACACUACAUUUUGAAAAUUCUGGGAAUUAAAUACUUUUCAAUGACUGAAGUGGAUAAACUGGGAAUUGGCAAGGUGAUGGAAGAAGCAUUCAGCUAUCUACUAGGAAGAAAGAAAAGGCCGAUUCAUUUGAGCUUUGAUGUUGAUGGACUGGACCCGUCUUUCACACCAGCUACUGGCACACCAGUCCAGGGAGGUCUGUCUUACAGAGAAGGUCUCUACAUCACAGAAGAAAUUUACAAAACAGGGCUACUGUCAGGAUUAGAUAUAAUGGAAGUGAAUCCAUCUCUGGGGAAGACACCAGAAGAAGUAACUCGGACAGUGAACACAGCAGUAGCAAUAACCUUGGCUUGCUUUGGAGCUGCUCGGGAGGGUAACCAUAAGCCUACUGAUUACCUUAACCCGCCUAAGUAAACAUGGAAGCGUCAUAUAAAAAUCUCACAGUUAAUGACAUAAUUAGCAAAUCGACUAGUUUAAACUUCUAGUUAUCCUCCCAAAGGUUUGGUCUUUCAGAAAAAUGUUUUGCCUUGGUAAAAGUUAGUACAAUUAGUAUAAACUGUAUCAAUUCCCUCUUGGUAUGAAAUUCAAGAUAUGGAAAUGCUAACUUUUGUGAAAUUAAAAAGCUUAUCUUCCCAUUUUGGCAAAAGCCUUAUCGUUAGAGAAAUACACAUUCAUUUCCAAAUAAAAAUAUGCUGGCAUUAAAAAUAAACACCUAUAUCAGCCCCCGUA
Messenger RNA from Lagenorhynchus albirostris (white-beaked dolphin), 1348 nucleotides. RefSeq names its product arginase 1 (gene ARG1). The record is from RefSeq and is a predicted model, not a curated record. Gene Ontology annotation, cellular component: cytosol; cytoplasm; nucleus. Gene Ontology annotation, molecular function: arginase activity; manganese ion binding. The transcript has 8 exons. NCBI's taxonomy places the organism in Eukaryota, Metazoa, Chordata, Mammalia, Artiodactyla, Delphinidae. The coding region runs from base 65 to 1033 and encodes 322 amino acids.